AAAAGCUAAAUACUAAACCAAAUACGGCGAAGAAAAAAUUCGGAAAACCAGUUUUAUCAAAACAAUACAAUGAGCGAACAAAAUGAGCUGCUAACCUUGCUUCAAAUAUCUGAUAGUGCUUUUCCAACGGGAGGUUUCUCACACAGUGGUGGAGUUGAAUCAGCAUUAAAACACAACAUUGUCACAAAUAAAAGUGAACUCAGAGACUGUUUUGGUUACUGCGUAGAAAAUGCAGGCUCAUUUGGGAUACCGUUUGUGACAGCUUCUUACAAUGCCUGCUUUGAAAUAGAGAAAUUGGUGGCCAUUGACAAUCAUUGUGAUGUGUGUACACCAAACCAUGUAGCCAAACGUGCCAGUAUCAGACAGGGAAGAUCUAUGCUGGAGACAUGUAGUAAAUCCUUUGCCAACAGUCAAAUGGUUUCAUUGUUAGACCAACUUCAGUGCUGCCACCUACCUGUGGUGUAUGGUGCUUGCUGUGGAAUUAUGGGUAUCAACAUCAAAUCAACCAUGACAACAUUUCUUUACAGUACUCUAAGAUCAUCUAUAGCCAGUUCUAUUAGACUAGAUAAAGUUGGUCCUAUAGAGGCCCAGAUCAUCCAGACAAACUUACAAAAGACCAUUCCUGAUGUAGUUGACAGAUACCGGUACAGGACUAUAGAAGAAGCUUGCAUUGUGUUCCCUAUUAUAGACAUGAUACAGAAUGCUCAUGAUAACAUGUUCUCAAAGUUGUUUUAUUCUUGAUAGAAAUGAGGUACAGAGGAUAGUGAACUUGAACUAUUAUAUCAUAUCAUUAAUUAGCAUAUAUAUGGGAUAUUUAUGAUAAUAUAUAUUAUACUUUUU
Messenger RNA from Mytilus trossulus (common blue mussel), 840 nucleotides. RefSeq lists its product as uncharacterized. The transcript has 7 exons. The record is from RefSeq and is a predicted model, not a curated record. Gene Ontology annotation, molecular function: nickel cation binding. Lineage: Eukaryota; Metazoa; Mollusca; Bivalvia; Mytilida; Mytilidae. The coding region runs from base 70 to 741 and encodes 223 amino acids.